AUGCCGCUAAAAUACCUCCUAGUGUGCCUAGCACUAGUUAAUACGGGAUUGGGCGCUGUGAUCACGCCGCCCAACGUGGGCGACGCAGAUCUAAAGGACUUGGCGACACCAGACGAAUCAGAGACCAACGAAUCGCUCCCCGACCAAACUGACCCAAACGCCAACACCGCAACCAGCACGAAUGACACUGACGAACCACAGACAGGCGGAAUACUAUCCAUGUUGGAGAUGGGGCGUGUAAAUGACGGAGAAAAGCAAAAGAUAGAGAUCACGCCCAAAGCUCGCGAAACUUCCUACGAAGUUAAGGUAACCAAUAUAAUGAAAAAAGACACCUCUACUAUCACGCCACAGGAGACUGAUUCGCCCAACAAGCCUAGACCUUCGGGCAAUUUGAGAAGAAUUAUAUCGGAAACGUUGGCGGAACAAUCACUAGAUGCGGAAAAUAAGCCAAAUAAAGACGCACCUAAAGAGGAAACACGCAACAAGCCAGAAAAAGAGGCAGUGAUUGCGCCUGUGGAUCCAACUGCAAUGAACAUACUAGAGCCCGAGCAAAUAGACAAUCCAACCACGCAGCUGGGCGCCGAUGGCAAAACACCACCGGCACUAUUCGAAGACGAUCCGCCCAUCGAUGUGAUUGUUGAUCACAACCUCGAAUUUGGGCUGAUAAAUGUAUUCCCCCUAUCAAAGCUAUACUCAGCAUACCUGCAUGGAGUAACACGUCACAAGGAUUUCUUUGACCUGCCCCCAGAUACGGCCGGGGACGAGGUUUCAUCGCAUCCCUACAAUGGCAAGAUUUUGGAGGCUUUGAAUGCAUUGGUUGAUCAGAUUAAAUUUAAUCACGAUCGCAUCAACAAGAUGAACAAUGAACUCAUUAUUUCUCAGCGUGAUAUUACCAGUGUCUCUAAGAGCAUCAAAUUCACGCCCUCAAAUCACAAGCUACUAGAGGCUCUUACUACACGAUCCAAAAAAACCUACGACCAAUGGAAAGAUUCCUUUGAAUUUACCCAAAAUAAGCUGAUUACAACGAGAGAGAGCCUCGAGAAUGUGAAACAGUGUAUCACUGGUGGCUCAAUGCAUAAAUGCCGCAAGCAUUUUGAAACUGUUUUUGACCUUCUAAACCUGUUUGACAUUUUUUCUCGUGGUACGAACCUGUGUAACUAUGCCUCAAUUUGUCAAAUUAACUUAAGGAGGAAAGUUACCAAAUUCUUACAUUUUACUGAGAUACAACUGCGCUACGAUGCGGCAAAUAAAGACAUACAAAAGAUGGCAGAAUUUGUCAAUCAACUGAAGCGAGAGAGCCACAGCGCAUUGGCAGCAGUGGUCACUCGCACCAAAAAAAGCGCCUACGGCGUCGUAGGUCAUGUCAACAACUCGAUUAAGAAUGCAACUGUAAAUGAUAUCAAAAAUUCCAGCGCCAUAGGCGCUGUUAAAGUUACGAAUUCAACCCACAAUAAACCCACCGGCAACGUAUAUACUGACACGAGUAAUGCAUUAUUUGAUAAAUUAGAAAAAAUGGACAAAGAUUCUGUUAAUCUCCGCAGUCUAUCUAAUUUUUGUGCUUUCACAGUCAUGCUAAUUGCCAUUGCGUUCUAA
This is a messenger RNA of Babesia microti strain RI, 1593 nucleotides long. Its product is annotated as BmGPI3, B microti specific. The transcript has a single exon. The record is from RefSeq and is a predicted model, not a curated record. Bases 1 to 1593 code for a protein of 530 amino acids. Lineage: Eukaryota; Apicomplexa; Aconoidasida; Piroplasmida; Babesiidae.